CACAAAUGAUAGCAUUGCCUUUCUCGAAAAUGAAAUUCACAAUAGUUUUGAACGAAGUGAGCAUGUAACAGCAAUAUUUUUGGAUCUAGAAAAGGCCUACGAUACCACAUGGCGAUAUGGUAUCCUCAAACAAUUGUUUGAGUGGGGUUUCAAAGGAAACUUGCCGUUAUUUAUAAAAAGUUUUUUAUCCCUUAGAUAUUUUGCAGUGAGAAUAAACGGAAAAUUGUCUAUGCUAAAAGUUCAGGAAAACGGAAUACCACAGGGGUCGACAAUAAGUGUCACCCUGUUUGCAAUAGCCAUAAAUAGUAUAGUGGAACAAAUUACAGGACCGGUGAAAAAGUGCCUAUAUGUGGACGACCUGGUAAUUUUUUGCUCAGGAAAAACAAUUGAAAGAAUAAACGAAAACCUGCAGAAGACCAUAAAUAACCUAAUAGGUUUUUCGGAAGCACGCGGCUUUAAAUUUUCAACUACAAAGACCAGUAGCGUGCAUUUCUGUAAGAAACACCGGCAUGAACAACCAGAGCUACGGAUGAGGAAUGUACCAAUUCCAUAUAAGGACAGUGUUCGUUAUCUAGGAGUAUAUUUUGACCGGAAAUUAACUUUCCGCGAUCAUAUUGGAGCCCUUGCUGUCGAAGCUAAAAAACGGCUAAACUUAAUUAAAUGUUUAUCCAACAUCGUCUGGGGAUCGGACAGAGAGGUCUUGAUUAGUUUGCAUGAGAAACUGAUUCUAUCAAAAAUGGAUUAUGGAUGUAUAGUUUAUUCAGGAGCAGCUAAAACAAAUUUACGAAUUCUGGACACUAUAAAUCAUACUGGAAUACGAUAUGCGACAGGGGCUUUUAGGACAACUCCAGUGCACAGUUUAUACUGUGACGCAGGAAUUGCGCCACUACAACUACGGCGUAAAAGGAUACUACUGAAUUAUAUAGCAGAAUUAAGGGCAAAACCGAAGCACAUAACAUACGAAACCUUCUAUGACGUAAUCGACUCCCACCUGGAUGUACACCAACGAAGACCGCCGAUAAUGCGAUCAUCGGCUGAAAGGGCGCGGUUAUGGGUGGAGAAUCUUGAUAUAAAUUUAAGCUCCGUUUGUACAAUUGAUUUGUAUAAGAUCCCACCGUGGGUAAUCCCCGAAAUCAAAAUUAAGACAGAUUUAAUGAAAUACAAAAAAAGCGAGACGAAUAGUAUUAUAUACCAAGAGACCCUAAAGGAAGCACUAUACAGUCACCAUAAACCAGAUGUCAUAUACACAGAUGGCUCAAAAACCAACGACGGCGUUGCAUGUGCUAUAUAUACCAACAUGCAGGCACAAUCAUGGACAUUAUCGAAGGAGACGUCGAUAGUCUCGGCAGAAUUACAAGCUAUCUGGCAAGCGCUAAUAUACUAUAUAAAUAGCAACAGCUCAAACACAUUGAUCAUUUGCACAGAUUCCCGAAGUGCAAUUGAGCGAAUACAAAAUGUAUAUACAACUGACAAUAUGACAUAUAGCAUUAUAACUUUAAUAAAUGAAAUCAGUAAAGAUGGAAAACAGAUCUAUCUCAUGUGGACGCCGGGCCAUACUGGCAUAGGAGGUAACGAGAAAGCGGAUAAAGCGGCAAAGGAAGCAACGAAGUACUGUAGUACGCUCACACAAAUAAAUGUCCAAGAUAAAAAAUCCUAUAUAAAACACUUAUGCAUACAGGAGUGGCAGAAGCUAUGGAGUGAGACCAGAUCGCACUUAAAACAAAUAAAACAUACGGUAGACAAAUGGUAUCUGCCAAAAGAAUUAUCUAGACAAGAACAAAUU
This is a messenger RNA of Megachile rotundata (alfalfa leafcutting bee), 1783 nucleotides long. Its product is annotated as RNA-directed DNA polymerase from mobile element jockey-like. NCBI's taxonomy places the organism in Eukaryota, Metazoa, Arthropoda, Insecta, Hymenoptera, Megachilidae. The record is from RefSeq and is a predicted model, not a curated record.